CAGCUGGAGGGGAACGAUCUUUGCACAACCAUCUUUAUGAUGCUUCACCAUGUGUCUGUUUCUCAUGAACGACGGUGACGUCCGACCAAACCAAGUCUGUGAGCGGGCUGCUGGGUAUAUAACUGUGUCAGCAUCUGAAGCAGGUUAGAAAGCAAACGAAUUCACCAUGUGGACUCUGCUGGUUCUUUGCACCGUGGUCACCGUACAUGGAGCGAGAGGUAUUGUCCACCAGCUUCUCACUCUUGUACUUGUCUCUUGGUUUUGGAUGUUUUUCUUACUUCCUUGCAUUUGUGUUUUUUACACUGACAGGAUCAGUGGCUGUUGUUACCUGUGUUGUCACUAACCUUUUAUUUUGUAUAAUUACUUGUAUUCCAUCAGGUGAUGGUCGCUACCGCACAACUGCUCCAGGUUAUUACCACACUACUUCAGGUCAAACGUGCCGUAACUACUGCGGCUGGGAAUUCUCAUACUGCUCCUGCUCAAGCCACUGUCAAUACUAUGGCACCUGUUGCCAUGACUACACGUACCAUUGCACAUCAACAACUGGAAGCCCAAACACAAGCCCAGCUGAACCCUGUGGAGGGAAUCUGAUUGGCUUUGGGACGUUCUCCAGCCCGAACCAUCCCAACUACUACCACGAUGGGGCCAACUGCGUCUGGCAGAUCAGAACCACACAUGACCAGCGAAUUCUCCUGUCAUUCACCUACCUGCAAUUGGAGAACUGCUGCUCAUGUGACUAUAUUCAAGUCUUCGAUGGGCCAUCUGUUAAUUCUCGGUAUCUGGGGAAAGUGUGCAACAACAGUCUGAACUCGUUCUACUCCACGUCCAACUACAUGACCGUGGCCUUCAGAAGUGACGGCUCCGUGGUUGGUCGAGGGUUCAAAGCCGAGUUCGUCAGCUCUCUGCCAAGAUCUGCAGGUGUAGUGGAAUGUUCCUCAAGCAGCAUGAACAUUGUGCUGGAGAAGUCUUACCUGAAUUCUCUCGGCUACAAUAGCCAUAACCUGACCCUGGCUGACGCACAAUGCAGACCCAUUAUUUCCAGAUACCAGGUGUCCUUCCGUUACCCCAUCAACGCUUGUGGCAACACUCGAGAGUUUAAGGACGGCACAGCUACGUACAACAACAUUGUGAGUUCCUACGCCCCCGGCGCCGGGGAGAUCACUCGCCAGUCCUACUUGAAGCUGAACGUGGCCUGCAGAAUGGCACCGGACUCAGUGAGCCAGAUUAUGUACCUCGUGGAGAAAUAUCACAACAGUAGCAUUAUCGGCACAGGCAGAUUCAACACCAGCAUGACUUUCUACACGUCCUCGAGCUUCUACUACCAGGUGACUGAAGUUCCAUAUGUGGUGACGCUCAACCAGAGAAUGUACGUCCAGGUGAGCCAGAAAGCGUACGACAGCAGCCUGGUCCUCUUUCUUGACACCUGUGUGGCCUCGCCGUCGCCCAAUGAUUUCCAGACCAGAGCUUACUACCUGGUCCGUAACGGGUGUCCCAUGGACAACACCUACUAUGUUUAUUACAGUGGCAACCAGCCCUACGCCCGAUUCUCAUUUAAGGCCUUCCAGUUCCUGCGAGCCUCAGAAUCAGUGUUCAUCCAGUGCAAGGUCUUGGUGUGCCAGGCCCAUGACUACAAUUCCCGCUGUCGCCGUGGCUGCAUGACGCGUACGGCCAGAGACCUGGGGUCAGAACAUCACAGCCAAACGAUGGUCCUGGGUCCCAUCCAACUCCAAGACCCUGAGAAAAAAGAAGAGGGGACUCAAAAGCAGGAGAUGGUUUAACUUCUCCAGCCUGUUCAUUGUGACAGUGAUAUAUACUCACAAUGUUCUUCUCUCAUAGUACCUGAUUAAAAGCAUCAUCAAAAG
Paralichthys olivaceus (Japanese flounder) is the source of this 1862-nucleotide messenger RNA. Its product is annotated as scavenger receptor cysteine-rich domain-containing protein DMBT1-like. NCBI's taxonomy places the organism in Eukaryota, Metazoa, Chordata, Actinopteri, Pleuronectiformes, Paralichthyidae. Gene Ontology annotation, cellular component: cell surface. The record is from RefSeq and is a predicted model, not a curated record.